UCUCCGGAUCCUUGAAAGAAGGCGACCCCUCUCGCCCAGGCCAGCCCCGGCGCAGCCCGUGCGCCCCUCACCAUGGCAGCGCCGACGCGGCUUUUGAUCCGCGGGGGUCGCGUAGUCAACGAUGAUUCCUCGCAGGUGGUGGACGUGCUGGUGGAGGACGGGGUGAUUCGGGCGCUGGGGCGCGACCUGCUGCCUCCGGGGGGCGCGCCAGCCGGGCUGCGGGUCCUAGACGCCGCGGGCAAGCUGGUCCUACCCGGCGGCAUCGACACGCACACGCACAUGCAGUUCCCCUUCAUGGGCACACAGUCCGUCGACGACUUCCACCAAGGCACCAAGGCUGCCCUGGCAGGAGGCACCACCAUGAUCAUUGACUUUGCCAUUCCUCAGAAAGGCAGCUCCCUCAUCAAGGCCUUCGACACCUGGAGGGGCUGGGCUGACCCCAAAGUCUGUUGUGACUAUAGCCUCCACGUGGCCGUGACAUGGUGGAGUGACCAGGUUAAAGAAGAAAUGAAAAUCCUUACCCAAGAUAAAGGUGUAAACUCUUUCAAAAUGUUUAUGGCCUAUAAAGAUGUGUACAUGAUAGGGGACCAGGAGCUGUAUGCGGCCUUCUCUCAGUGCAAAGAUAUUGGAGCGAUCGCUCAGGUCCACGCAGAAAACGGAGACCUAAUUGUAGAGGGAGCAAAGAAGAUGUUGGCAUUGGGAAUAACAGGCCCCGAGGGCCAUGAGAUGUGCCGCCCAGAAGCCGUGGAGGCAGAGGCCACGCAGAGAGCUGUCACCAUAGCCAGUGCUGCCAACUGCCCACUCUACGUUGUGCAUGUGAUGAGCAAGUCAGCUGCCAAGGUGGUUGCAGAUGCAAGGAGAGAUGGGAAGGUGGUAUAUGGAGAGCCGAUAGCAGCGGGUCUUGGCACUGAUGGCACUCACUACUGGAGUAAAGACUGGCACCAUGCAGCUCACCAUGUGAUGGGCCCACCCCUGCGCCCAGAUCCCUCAACACCUGACUUCCUGAUGAAUCUACUGGCUAAUGAUGAUCUAAGCACAACAGGGACUGACAAUUGUACUUUCAACACUUGCCAGAAAGCUUUGGGAAAGGAUGAUUUUACUAAGAUUCCCAAUGGGGUGAAUGGUGUUGAGGACCGGAUGUCAGUAAUAUGGGAAAAAGGCGUGCACAGUGGUAAAAUGGAUGAAAACCGAUUUGUGGCAGUUACCAGCACAAAUGCAGCUAAAAUCUUUAAUCUCUAUCCAAGAAAAGGAAGAAUAUCUGUGGGAUCAGAUGCUGACAUUGUGAUUUGGGACCCAAAAGCCACGAGGACAAUUUCAGCCACAACUCAUCAUCAGGCUGUUAACUUUAACAUCUUCGAAGGCAUGGUGUGCCAUGGAGUGCCCCUUGUGACUAUUUCCAGAGGCAAAGUGGUGUAUGAAGCUGGAAUUUUCAGUGUCACACCUGGAGAUGGGAAGUUUAUUCCUCGAAAGCCAUUUGCUGAAUAUAUUUACAAGCGGAUCAAGCAGCGGGACCAGGUUUGCACACCUACUCCCGUGAAGCGUGAACCUUAUAAGGGAGAAGUCGCCAUAUUGAAACCAAGAGGAACAAAAGAGGACUCUACAGCAGGGGGCCAGGAAACAAGUUUGCCCCUGAGCUGAGUGCUGUUGGUAAAAUCAGAGGAAAAGAAGCUGCUGUUCCCAUCACAGUUAAACAUUGUCAACCCGUGGAGAAACAGACCUUAUUUCAACUUCCCAAGAUCCUUUUGAAAAAAUAAUCGCUCGAGGCCUCUUUGAUUUUCUGUCAGAAGCAAUUGCUGUCUUUUCUCACUGUGACUUUGUUGCUGUGUGGGACUGAAGAUAUAAAUGAGUAUUAUUGUAAUGGAAAAUCUCUGUGAAAACUCAUUGAUGAUACCCUGAAAUGUCAUCUUUGCUUGUACUAGAUUUCUUUGUAUUUUAAAAAAUCACUUUCUGGCUUGAAGUUUUUGUAAUGGCUACAUUUGUUUAAAAGUAGAACAUUGUGAUUGUACAGUCUAUCAUAAUUCAUAAACAUUUAGAUCUUCAUUGUAAUUAAUAGACAUUUAGAUCAUCAUUCUAUAGCCUGUCCUCUGAGUUCUGUGUGUCUUGUAACUAGCAAGAUGGGGAUGCUGGGAAGUUGGUUUCGAUUCUAAUGCAUCACUUCCUGGGUGACAUCAGCUUCAGCAACUCCUGGAAAUCAGGUCCCUCGGCAAACCUCAUGCAGUCAAAUCGGUGUUCAACCUUAGAAUAACUCCACCACAAACUACCCAUUCACCCUGAUGUGGGCAGGACUGGGAGGAUGAGAUAGAAUCAGCACCAGUGAAUGAUGCUGCAGUUGUAUAAAUGACCAAACCAGGUCUUACCUUUGCAUGCAGAAAGCCAAACUCUGAAUCAGGAGAAGUCUUUACAUGGAGGAGUUUUGUUCAGCAUGGCCAUCAUCAGGGGAGUCAGGGCUUCACAUUUCCAGGUCCCAGGAGGUGCCGGGCAGACUAGGUGGCCUGAGUCCAGGUGUCUGACUUCCCCAGCAGGGUGUUUCCUUAGCCAUCAGCAGAUGUUUGCUGGCCGUGCCACUAUCAACCUCAGGGGCACACAGAGAAUUUUAUUAGGAUACAACACAGUUUUCCAAGUUCUCAGGAAUGUAUGUGGAGCCAGUUAAUCAUGAUGGGGGGAUGGGAGGGGAGAACAAAGGUAAAGAUUAAUUCUACUUAUUCCUAAAUUUUAGUGUAGGGGAGUUUUUUGUUGCAAAAUGGAGGGUGUCUGCCUGCACAGUGAUGUCUUCCCUCCCUUGCUCUCCCUGGGCCCUGUGCCGACCCUUCCUUCCCCGGUACACAGGCUGCUCAGGUCACUUCUCUUAGAUAAACAGGUCAAGAGAGAUUUUCAAAGCAGGGAGGAAAUCAGGUAGUUAUACUUUCAUUGCUGGUACAGCCACCCUAACUUACUCAGAUCAAGGGGGUGUCAGCAUAUUUGACAAAGGGUUGUGGGACUCCAGUUUACACAACUGUCAUUUGUUUUGAACACACAGCAAGAACAACAUCUAAAGUACCACAGGUAUUUUUUUCUCAGAUAGGAGUCACCUUAAAAUUCUGUAUUCCCUUGCUCUUCUACUUUGCUUGACAAUAAAAACUCCACCAUAAGACAACUGAACCCUCUGAAAAGAAACAAUUAUGUUGCUUUCUGAUCUAGAUACUAAUUCCUAUUUAUCCUUUAGUAUCACCUUAAAUAUCACCUCCUCUCAGAGGCCUCCCCAACCAAAGUGACUGGGGUAGAUUCCUCAUACUUGUCCCCCAUUGGGGCCUGUCAACAUACCCCAUCAAUACAGCCUCAUGGCACCAUCUCUCCAAGUGCUGGAACUACCAGCCUUGCAAGUCUGUCUCCUCCAGAAAACUGAAAGCUCAGCGGGGACUAGGAAAUCUGCUUCACCAUUUCCCAGCCUCUCCCAGAGUGCCUCAAAAUUGAUGAGCAUUCAGUGGUUAUUUAUUAAUUUUUGAAUAAAGGAAGAAAUGAAGGGGUUCCUGCUAUGUUCCUAAACAGAUACAGAUGAAUUUAGUGAGAACACUCAAGAAAAUAGGAACAAAUUUUGCGGCGCAUUUAGUGUAAAGGGCACUUUAAAUGAAGAAUAUGAAUUCAUUAUCUAGCUGCGGAAUCUAUUUGGGAGGAUGAAAUAGCUAUAGGAUUCCACGUCAAUGAAGUUAUUUGUCAGGAAUAUUUUUGUAGAAACAGUUCUAAAUCAUAACAAUGUAAGGCAGUGGCAAAACAUGAUUCAAGUUAUAAAUAUUUAAUAGCAUGUUUUUCAAGAUUGCCUCUAGUAUAUAAAGUCACCAAGCAAUUGCCUCUCAAAGGUCUGCACAAAGAAAACAGAACGAGUAGCAUUUCUUCUCCAUACACACCUUCCCUUGUCUAUGUGCUCCAGUGGACAGCAUGAUAUACUGGGAAGCAAAUAAACAUGGGCUCGAGGGCCUCCCCGGUGGCGCAGCGGUUGAGUGCUGGGUUGCAAAGCUGCCCGCAGCCUCUGCAGCGCCGGUUCAAUCCCCGGCUGCUCCCUGGCCACCGGAGGAGGGUCCCACAUGGCGCGCAGACCUCUCC
Messenger RNA from Talpa occidentalis (Iberian mole), 4077 nucleotides. RefSeq names its product dihydropyrimidinase (gene DPYS). Bases 73 to 1638 code for a protein of 521 amino acids. Gene Ontology annotation, biological process: pyrimidine nucleobase catabolic process. Lineage: Eukaryota; Metazoa; Chordata; Mammalia; Eulipotyphla; Talpidae. The transcript has 10 exons. The record is from RefSeq and is a predicted model, not a curated record. Gene Ontology annotation, molecular function: dihydropyrimidinase activity. Gene Ontology annotation, cellular component: cytosol; cytoplasm.